AUGUCGAUGGAUCUCGAGUCACAGAGAUCUAGCAUCUCGAGUUAUCACGAUGAACUCAGUAAGAAGGAGGCCGGUAUACUCACCAAUGUCGAGGAACUCAAAGACGAGUCAGCGGCGAUCAAAACCCUUCUUGACGGUGCAGCCCAUAGGAGUAGCAAGAAGUCGUUUCUGGCUUGGGCUACUAUAAACACAUUAGCAACCAUAGGCAUAGUCUUCACCAACAAGCGCAUCUUCCAGCACCCCUCCUUCGCCGCCUCCCAAACCUCAUUUGCCUCCUUCCACUUCCUCUUCACCACUCUGACGCUCCUCCUCCUCUCCCGCCCGCCCCUCUCCCUCUUCACCCCCUCGCGCACCCCCCUCACCACAAUCCUCCCUCUCGCACUCGCAAUGUGCCUCAACGUCAUCCUGCCCAACCUCUCCCUCGCCCACUCCUCAAUCCCCUUCUACCAGACCGUCCGCAUCCUCCUCACCCCCCUCGUCGCCCUCCUCAACCUCGCCCUCUACCACACCACCAUCCCCAUCCCCGCCGCUCUCACCCUCAUCCCCGUGUGCGCCGGCGUCGCCCUCACAUCAUACUCCGACACCCACACCACCCACCCCACACGCACGUCCCCCGCCGGCGCAGUCUACGCCUUCACCGGCGUGCUGGCGUCAGCACUAUACACAGUCUGGAUCGGGUCCUACCACCGCCGGCUGGGCCUCUCGCCCAUGCAGCUGCUGCUCAACCAGGCACCCGUUGCGGGCGUGUUGCUGGCCGCGUGCGCGCCGUUUGUGGAUGAUGUGCCGGUGGUAAGGGAGGUGGAGGUGGGCAUGUGGUGGCUUGUGCUGCUGAGCGGGGGAUUGGCGAGUGUGGUGAAUUUGUCGCAGUUUUAUGUGGUGAAGGAGGCGGGUGCGGUGGGGAGUACGGUGGUGGGGCAUGUGAAGACUUGUGUGAUUGUGAUGAUGGGGUGGUGGGUUACGGGAGGGGUGGAGGCGGGGGGUGUGCUGGGGGUGGGGUUGGCAAUGGGCGGGGUGGCGGCGUAUUCGUGGGUUGUGGGAAGGAGGUAG
Messenger RNA from Morchella sextelata, 1047 nucleotides. RefSeq lists its product as uncharacterized. The record is from RefSeq and is a predicted model, not a curated record. The coding region runs from base 1 to 1047 and encodes 348 amino acids. The transcript is spliced from 2 exons. Gene Ontology annotation, molecular function: antiporter activity. NCBI's taxonomy places the organism in Eukaryota, Fungi, Ascomycota, Pezizomycetes, Pezizales, Morchellaceae. Gene Ontology annotation, cellular component: Golgi apparatus.